AACAUGGACUGUGCAACCAGCACAAGAGCAGGGCAGUAACUUCUGUGAGAGAUGGAGUACUCUUACAGCUACAGGUUCAUGCUUGUAUGCUCUGUUCUUGUACUGUGCCUUAAUACUCGGGGUGCGAGAUGCCAGUUAUCCGACGAUUUCUACGACUACAUAUGUCCUGAUGUGUACACCGUUGUCCAGCAGCAUGUUUAUGCUGCCAUGAGGACUGAGAUGAGGAUGGGUGCCUCCCUCCUAAGGCUCCAUUUCCAUGACUGCUUUGUCAAUGGGUGUGACGGUUCCAUCCUUCUGGACGGUGACGACGGCGAGAAAUUUGCACUUCCCAACAAGAACUCUGUCAGAGGGUUCGAAGUCAUUGACGCGAUAAAGGAAGAUCUCGAGAACAUCUGCCCUGAAGUUGUUUCCUGCGCCGACAUUGUAGCCCUUGCAGCUGGCUAUGGAGUACUAUUUAGUGGAGGCCCUUACUAUGACGUUCUUCUCGGUAGAAGGGAUGGUCUUGUCGCAAAUCAAUCAGGAGCUGACAACGGCCUCCCUUCACCGUUCGAACCCAUCAAAUCGAUCAUACAGAAGUUCAAUGAUGUCGGCCUCGACACAACCGAUGUUGUCGUCCUAUCAGGAGGGCACACGAUCGGACGAGCCCGGUGCACGCUGUUCAGCAACCGGUUGUCGACCACCUCAAGCUCAGCCGACCCGACGCUGGACGCCACCAUGGCCGCCAACCUCCAGAGCCUCUGUGCCGGUGGAGACGGCAACGAGACCACCGUGCUGGACAUCACCUCCGCCUACGUUUUCGACAACCGCUACUACCAGAACCUCCUCAAUCAGAAAGGCCUCCUGUCCUCCGACCAGGGCCUCUUCUCCAGCGACGACGGCAUCGCCAACACCAAGGAGCUGGUGGAGACUUACAGCGCAGAUGCCCACAAGUUCUUCUGGGAUUUUGGCAGAUCCAUGGUGAAGAUGGGCAACAUCAGCCCACUCACCGGUGACGACGGCCAGAUUCGCAAGAACUGCAGGGUUGUUAAUUAACUGAGCUUCAGUGUGUUGAAAAGAUAGUAAAUUUCUUGUACUUUUCACAAGGCGAUUGAGACGAUGUGUGUUAUGUUUUGAUGUUACAUGAAUGCUUGAAGAAGCAGAAGUAAUAACGAUGUGAUUGUGACUAGUUUGUGAACUGAUCGUCAACAAAGAUGUGAUCCAUUGGAAAAAAAGAACUGAAUGUAUGUGCCUUAAAUUGGGUGGGUCAUAUACUGUAUAUCAUAUCAUGCUGCA
Messenger RNA from Oryza sativa Japonica Group (Japanese rice), 1272 nucleotides. RefSeq names its product peroxidase N. Gene Ontology annotation, molecular function: peroxidase activity; heme binding. NCBI's taxonomy places the organism in Eukaryota, Viridiplantae, Streptophyta, Magnoliopsida, Poales, Poaceae. Gene Ontology annotation, biological process: hydrogen peroxide catabolic process; response to oxidative stress. The record is from RefSeq and is a predicted model, not a curated record.